Molecule: messenger RNA, 1143 nt
Organism: Arachis stenosperma
Lineage: Eukaryota; Viridiplantae; Streptophyta; Magnoliopsida; Fabales; Fabaceae
Product: F-box/kelch-repeat protein At3g23880-like
Exons: 1
Coding region: 1-1143 (380 amino acids)
Molecular function (GO): protein binding
Source: RefSeq, a predicted model, not a curated record
AUGAGUGACGUAUCUCCUAAGAAGUUCGACCUCCCACAUCUUGGUGAUGAACUGUUGUGGAAGAUAUUUGUCAAGUCAGAUCCUAAGACUGUUGGCAGAUGCAGGUCUUUGAACCGAGUUUGGAGUUACCGGCUGUCAACACCCUUAUUUGUGAAGCAAAAUUUCAGAGAAAACAAGGACAAGGAUGGGAGUGUUAUUAUUGGUAUCGGGUAUCCGCCUACGGACGAGAACUCACAGUGGUUUGUGAGAGCUGAUGUUGAAACUGGUCGCCAGUUUCAUUUCGGUGUACCAAUGCAGAUUAAUCACUUUGGCUACUAUUCAUUGGUAGGAGAUGAUCAUGGUAACCUUUGCAUAAGGUUAUCCUAUGGUGGCCUUAACUCAAGGAUCAUUAUCUGGAACCCCCUCACUAGGGAUAUCAGAUACAUAUCAGAUGAAGCUAGCAAACACUGCUGCCAUGCAGUGUCACUAUAUGCCUUCGGAUACUUGCAGGAUCAGACUGAGUAUCGUAUAGUGCACGUGUACAAGAGACACUAUGCUGAAAAGAAUAUGAAGUGGACACUAUUUAAUUCUAUUCAGAGAGACUGGGUUCACUCUGGAACAUUCCAAAGUAAUGUUCAUAAGCUGGGCCCAAAGCCAAUUGUGCAAGAAGGAGUUGUUUCUUGGAUAGGGUGGGAAGGUGUCAACAAUUCAGAUCCUGCGGCAAUCAUCACAUUUUCACUGCAACAGAGGAAGUUUUCUGAGGACAUAGUUCCUGAGGAUGUAAAAGCUUCCUACCAUGCCCUUAUUCAAAUAAACGACAAUGUUGGGUUCAUGUCUUACAAGAACCUAUGUUUCACACGACAAGUUUCUGUGUGGGGACUUAAACGGUCUGCUAAUGACAAACAUAUAUGGGAGAAGAUGGUAAAGGUAACCGGCCUUGGAAUGCCAUACAGCCCCACUUUAUUUGUGGACAAGGAUGUUAUUACUUUGAUGGAGGCAAGGACUGGAUUUGGAACUUCAAACGAUGGUGAGAGGACAGAUAUCCUUCUAUCAAGGUUGAAGUAUAUGCAUCAGAUCAGGAAACACUUGGUCCAUCGCACAUGGAAUGAAGCUGUUAGUGUCAAGUCAGUCAGUUUGCACUCGAAUGGGCUCUACAUGGUUUAG